Messenger RNA from Vigna angularis (adzuki bean), 1176 nucleotides. RefSeq names its product xylan glycosyltransferase MUCI21. The record is from RefSeq and is a predicted model, not a curated record. Gene Ontology annotation, molecular function: glycosyltransferase activity. The transcript has a single exon. NCBI's taxonomy places the organism in Eukaryota, Viridiplantae, Streptophyta, Magnoliopsida, Fabales, Fabaceae. The coding region runs from base 1 to 1176 and encodes 391 amino acids.
AUGGCUCCUCCACCGAGAGAAAUCACCUGCGACCGUUCCCAUUAUGCUUAUGACAUCUGCACCACCAACGUGGCAACAACCCUGAACCCCACCACCUCCACUUUCUUCAUCCAACGUCCCACCACAGUCGAUCCAAAUCAAACGGCCACAAAAAUCCGUCCUUAUCCUAGAAAAUUCGAUAGUCCUGUAAUGUCAAGGAUCAAGGAGUUGACCAUCACCGCAGGCAGACCAAUCCCAUCGUGCCGCGUCAAGCACGAAGCCCCUGCGUUGGUAUUCAGUGCGGGAGGGUACACGGGAAACUUCUUCCACGACUUCAAUGACGGGUUCAUCCCUCUAUUUAUCACCCUCAAUUCUUUCUUCCAUGAUAAAGACGUGGUGCUUGUGAUUUCUAAGGCUCGUGAUUGGUGGGUCAACAAGUAUGCAACUUUACUUCGUCAAUUUAGCAAGCACCCCAUCGUUGACCUAGAUAACGAUAACAAAACUCAUUGUUUUCCUCAUGCAACCCUUGGCCUGGUGUCACAUGGAUUCAUGACCAUAAAACCGGAACUAAUGCCAAACCCUAAGUCACUUCAUGAUUUUCAUGCAUUUUUAAGGAAAACAUUUGGUGGUAAUGACAACAAUGUCUCAUUGAAUAGUUUUCCACGACCUCGUCUUGUGUUGCUGAAUCGGUCGAGUGGGGAUGGUCGAUUGUUGCUAAACAUGGAAGAAGUGAAAAUGGAGAUGCAAAGGGUUGGUUUUGAUGUGAUUGUGUUUGAGCCAACACCUUCAACUCCAUUGAGCAAAGCUUUUGCAGUGAUUGGUUCAAGUCAUGCAAUGGUUGGUAUCCAUGGUGCGGCACUCACACACUCAUUGUUUCUGAAACCAGGGUCUGUGUUGAUCCAGGUGGUUCCAUUAGGGUUGGAAUCGGUAGCUGAAAUGUGCUUUGGCAACCUAGCCAAAAUGGGGUUGAAUUACAUGGAGUAUAGGGUUAGGGCUCAAGAGAGUAGCCUCAUUGAGAAAUAUGGCAAAGAAGAUGUGAUGAUCAAGAACCCUAAUCAUUUUCUCAAUGGGAGACCAUGGUCCCAAACCACCAUGAAUGUUUAUUUGAAAGAGCAGAACCUCAGAUUGGAUUUGGUUAGGUUUAGGAUAUACCUCAACAAAGCUUACAAGAAGGCAAAACAACUUAUACGAUCGUAG